AUGGUUGCAAACUCAGACUUCUGGCGGCAACUAUGGCAAUUGAAGGUUCCUCCAAAAGUCAAAAACUUUUUGUGGAGAGCCGUUACAGGUACAUUACCAACUUGUGUCAAACUAGUGAUCAAGCAUGUCGAUAUUUCAGUCACUUGCCCUGUUUGUAAUCUACAACCUGAAACCAUCAGCCAUGCCCUCAUCUCUUGCCCGUUUGCAUUUGAUUGCUGGAGCCAAUGUGCAACUCCAGUAGUUUUUGAUCCUGACAGUUCUUUCGGCAAUUGGUUGGAGACCAUCUUUAAGCAAGCUGAAGCUGAUAUGAUUUCUCUUGAUCACUGGAAUAAAGCUCAAGAUAAAAUUUCGUUGUCAUCAAUCUGUCUGGAAAGCAUCGGUGAUGGCGCUGAGUCAUGGACUAGACCCGCAGAAAACACAAUCAAGAUUAAUGUAGACGUAGCACUCUUUGAUAGCGACAAUAAGUAUGGUUUCAAAAUUAUUGCCCGAAACCAUCUUAGUCACAUUGUUGCAGCACAGGCCGGUUGCCAUGGCAGAAGAUAUGCAGCUGAAAUCAUUGAAGCCAUGGGGAUUAAAGAAGCUCUCAGUUGGGUAAAAACUAAUAAUUGGCAACAUGCUGACGGACAGUCUUGUUUCAGUACAAGCUAUGUGAAGCAACCAAGCAAUGAGGUCCACUUUUGGUCUUUCAAUCAAAGACUGCCAACUUUUGUUAUCUACCCUCCUAAAUGUUAA
Messenger RNA from Cannabis sativa, 732 nucleotides. RefSeq lists its product as uncharacterized. The record is from RefSeq and is a predicted model, not a curated record. The transcript is spliced from 2 exons. The coding region runs from base 1 to 732 and encodes 243 amino acids. NCBI's taxonomy places the organism in Eukaryota, Viridiplantae, Streptophyta, Magnoliopsida, Rosales, Cannabaceae.